Molecule: messenger RNA, 4105 nt
Organism: Anolis sagrei ordinatus
Lineage: Eukaryota; Metazoa; Chordata; Lepidosauria; Squamata; Anolidae
Product: zinc finger protein 436-like
Biological process (GO): regulation of transcription by RNA polymerase II
Cellular component (GO): nucleus
Molecular function (GO): DNA-binding transcription factor activity, RNA polymerase II-specific; RNA polymerase II cis-regulatory region sequence-specific DNA binding
Source: RefSeq, a predicted model, not a curated record
UUUUUUUUUUUCAUACUUGCACUGUAUUCCUCUUCCUGUCCCUCCCCUUUGGCUAAAGUGUCCUUUUCGUGUGUCGCCUAAACUUUGGAGUGUUCUCCAAUUUUGCAAAGGCUGCAACUGAAUCAGCACUUCAGGGAGGAGUCAGAUUCCGAAACCAAAAUGGAGGAACAGGAACCCGACAGACCUGAGCCACAGGAGAGCCUGGAGCAGGGAGCCCGAGAACUUCACGUGGUCCAAAUUGGGGCCACCGGGGAGUUGCUGGAAGGGUCGGUCCCACCGCAGCAGUUCAAACGGGAGCCGGAAGACCAAAGCUGGGACACCCAAUUGCACGAUUUCCUGAAAACAAUGCAACCGAGCCGCUCGGGAUGGAGGAGCUCCCCACAGUCGCCUCACUAUAUGUCAGGAGAAGACACCAAGUAUUUCCAGAGCUCCCUCAAGGGGGUUGAGGAAGGCAGCCGGUGGCCCAAAGUCGAGUGUACGUCCCGGAGUAUGUCCGAUGAUGGAAAGACCUAUGAAAGCAGCCAGGAUUCACCCGUGAAAGUGAAGGAAGAGGUUCUCGAUGAUGACCUGGUAAAUCUGGAGAUGCGGAGGCAACGAUUCCGGCUCUUUUGCUACGAGGAGGCCGAGGGGCCCCGAGAGGUUUGUAACAAGCUCUGGGAGCUGUGCCACCAGUGGCUGAGGCCAGAGACACACACCAAGGAGCAGAUCCUAGAGUUUCUCAUCCUGGAGCAGUUCCUGGCUGUCCUGCCACCAGAGAUGCAGAGCUGGGUGCGGGAGCAAGGCCCUGACACUUGCACCCGAGCUGUGAACCUGGCAGAGCGUUUCCUUCAAGAAUCUGAGGAGCCAGAACAGAAAAUGUCAGGAUCUCUUGGUUCACCCAAGUCAGACCCUUCUUCCCCUGUUAUCUUGAAGAUGCAGCUCCCACUGGAGGAGAAGCAAGAGGAUGACUGGGAGGCCACCUUGUCUGGCAAUGAACAAGUGCAAGAUGACGAUGAGGAGGAGGAGGAGGAAUCGUUUCAGUCUGAUCAGCCUGAUCAAGUGGGUAUUGGUGGAAUGUCCUUAGACCGAACCAAAGGGAAGAGUUUCCAGGGUCCUGAGAUGGACAAGAUGCCCGAGAGCCACCAGGGACUAGACGGACCCCAGGAGAACCAACCCGGGAAGUCUGCAAAACUUGGCGGGGAAGGAGACCAGGGUGUUUGGCAAGGACCCCACAGACACACUGACUCAGGGGAGAGCUCCGGUCAGAAUUUCAUCCACCCAGAAAUCCAACCCAUUGAAAAGCCGCACAAAUGCUCGUUAUGUGAAGCAAGUUUCUAUGAGAGCACCCAUUUGGUGAUACACGAGCGAAUCCACACAGGGGAGAAGCCAUACAAAUGUUCUGUGUGUGAGACCUGGUUCUCUCAUCCCUCAGAGCUGAUGAGGCAUGAGGAGACCCACAUGCCCGAGAAACCCCAUAAAUGUGGGGUCUGUGGCAAAAGCUUCAACCAGAAAGCCUCCCUUAUCACCCACGAGAGAACCCACACAGGUGAGAAGCCGUAUGAGUGCUCUGAGUGCGGGAAAAGCUUCAGUACCAGCUCCCAGCUCAUUACACACAAGAGAGUGCACACGGGCGAGAAACCUUACAGUUGCUCAUACUGUGGCAAAAACUUCAAUCAGAAAGCCUCCCUCAUAACCCACAAGAGAACCCACACUGGGGAGAAGCCGUACGAGUGUACGCUGUGCGGGAAAAGCUUCAGCGCUUGCUCCCAGAUUAUCAAUCACAUCAGAGUCCACACAGGCGAGAAACCCUACGAAUGUUUAGAAUGCGGGAAACGCUUUGGGAGCAGCUCCCACCUAACCGAUCACAAGAGAACCCACACGGGCGAGAAGCCCUACAAGUGCUCCGACUGCGGGAAGAACUUCAGCCGAAGUUCCAACCUCACCGCGCACAGUCGGAUCCACACAGGAGAGAAGCCAUAUAUCUGCUCAGGGUGUGGCAAAAGCUUCAGGCAGAAAGCGUCCCUCAUCACACACAAGCGAACCCACACGGGAGAGAAACCCUUUGAAUGCACCGAGUGCGGGAAGAGCUUCAUUUCGAGCUCCCGCCUCGUCAGCCAUAAACGGGUGCACACGGGUGAGAAGCCCUACGAGUGCAUGAUAUGUGGGAAGUGCUUCAUUUCGAGCUCCCAUCUUUUAAGCCAUAAGAGGGUGCACACAGAAGGGGAGCCAUACACGUGCUCAUAGAGCAGCAGGAAAGUUUUCUGCUGGUAGGCCACCCUUCCGAGGGACGGUUCCCACAUAACCCCAGGCCAGGGAUUAUAUAUAUCGAGAGCGGCCUAGCUUCUAUAAUCUCGAAGGCUGUUUUAUCCUCUAGAUGUAACUCAAAAGUGCAGAACCUCUCUUCUAAUUAAAUAAAAACUUUUUUCUCAGGCCAGGUAAGUUUUCUCCGAGGGAUUAGUCGGGCCAUUAACUCUCUGUCAACAUUGCUGUGGCACUUGGUCCAUGCUCUGGCCACAGCAAUGCGUAUGAGCCUGGGUAGGGAACACAGCCCUGGUGUGUGUGGUCUUUUCUCUCCUCUCCUCCAAAAGGAUGGGAGAAGGAGCAUGCAAACAAGGGUACACGCGUGCCACAGUGUGCAGUGCAUGCAUUGGGUGAACUGGUCCAGUGCUCUGCCUGGGGACAAGGUAGCUCCAUGUGUUCAUAUCUCCCACCGAGGUGUGUAUGCGAUCGAGGUGCAAUCCCUAGGAUGUGAGUCUCCCUAUAUUGAGAAUAGGCAAAGAGAGAGUCGAUUUGCCACCCAGGGAAACCCUUGCUGGUCGGCAGCAACAGAAUCUCUGUGUGUUGUAGUUGUCGAGCUUCUCAUGGGGAAGACUGGCUGGAAUUGAUGGCUGUCACUGUAGCCUUCCUCACCUCCUUCCACUGUGAACAAUUAGUAUGGCUUCGAAUGCGCCCUCUUCUCUUCAAUGUUUACGAAGUUUGUCUGCUAUUUGCAAUCUCUCCGUAGAGGGUAGGAGCAUAUGUUGCCCUUCAACACAUUUUGGAAACAUUCACUGUAAUGGAAAACUGUCAGCUUAUAUUGUCAAAAGCUUUCAUGGCUGGAAUCACUGGGUUGUUGUCAGUUUUCCGGAAUCCAUGGCCAUGUCCCAGAGGCAUUCUCUCCUGAUGAUUCGCCUGCAUCUAUGGCAGGCAUCCUCAGAGGUUAUUAGGUCUGUAGGAAACCAGGAAAAUUGGGUUUAUAUAUCUGUGGAAUGUCCAGAAGCACCAUUAAAUUGCAACCUCAUUGUAAUCAGAUAAACUCGGUAUUGUGAAUGAAUAUGGAACGGCUUAAUGAUGCAGAUGGACAUGGAUUUAAACCUGGAAGUCAUUGAUUUUUCAUAGUUUUAAAUUGUUUUUAUAUGAAUUUUAUUGUGUGAUUUAACCUGUUUUAAAUUAUAUAUUUAUGUGUGUUCAGCAUCUAAUAGUUGCCAAACUGUAUGCCACCCGGAGUCGCCUUCAGGCUGAGAAGGGCGGGAUAAAAGUGUGGCAAACAAAUAAAUAAAGCAAGCCCUGGCUGACUGUGCAAAAAGAAUCUGUGAACCACACCUCCUCCCAGUUUAGGUGGUAAACUGAACCACCUAAACUGGGCUCUACAGGCCAAUGGAAGCUCCGCGUCAGACACCAGAAGAGCUGCAAGACCAAAAACAAGCCACAAGAAUAAAGACAAAGAUCCACCCAGAGGAGAAGUGUCCUUGCCAUACAUAAAGGGAACCACUGACCGCAUAGGGAAGCUGAGGAGGAAACACAAUACAAAAACUAUCUACAGACCCACUAAGAAAAACCAACAAAUGCUACAUUCAGCAAAGGACAAGAGGGAUCCUCUCACCUCUGCAGAAGUCUACCGUGUACCAUGCAGCAGUGGACAAGUCUACAUAGGGACCACCAAACACAUCAGCAUUGUCCAACACACGAAUCAAGGAACAUGAAAGGCACUGCAGACUAACUCAACCUGAGAAGUCAGCCAUAGCAGAGCACCUGAUGAACCAACCUGGACACAGCGUAUUAUUUGAGAACACAGAAAUGCUGGACCACUCUAACAACCACCAUGUCAGACUACACAGAGAAGCCAUUGAAAUCCACAAGCAUGUGG